Molecule: messenger RNA, 1761 nt
Organism: Mercurialis annua (annual mercury)
Lineage: Eukaryota; Viridiplantae; Streptophyta; Magnoliopsida; Malpighiales; Euphorbiaceae
Product: arogenate dehydratase 2
Exons: 12
Coding region: 199-1368 (389 amino acids)
Biological process (GO): L-phenylalanine biosynthetic process
Cellular component (GO): cytoplasm; chloroplast
Molecular function (GO): arogenate dehydratase activity; prephenate dehydratase activity
Source: RefSeq, a predicted model, not a curated record
AAAUAAUGAAUAAUUAGACUGAUUUUAUUCAAACUUGAAACUCAUUUUGAAGAUACAAAAAAGCUGAUGUGAAAGCAAAUAAAUGGCAGUAAAUUCAAUGAAAUCCCACCCCAUUUGCUUCCCCUUCACAGCACAUUUUACCAACUCCUCUCUAUGAACGAAUGAACCCAAAACUGAACUCACCAAAUCAAUUCAAAAAUGGCCACUUCUUCUUUAGCUAAAUCCCUCGUCACUGCUGCUCCGUCGCCUGGUCAAAUUACUGUUCAAAAAACUUCUCUUAUUCCCAAUCAAAUCCGUUUUUACCACACUAAACGGCGUCGUAAUGUCAUCGUAUUAGCCUCUUCUCGCGGAGAAAACGAUAAUCAAAACGCUCAGGCUGCUCUUGAGCUGCAGCAAACUCCUUUGCUUAAUAACUCUCCCUACGAUGUCGUUUGUAAAGACGCUCUUCCUAGGCCAUUAUCGUCUUCUCAGUUCUCCGAUUCAGUUUCUGAGGGCUCUCGGCUUCGUGUAGCUUAUCAGGGAGUCGGCGGCGCCUACAGCGAAUCAGCGGCCGAGAAGGCGUAUCCGAAUUGUGAAGCAGUUCCUUGCGAGCAGUUCGAUACAGCUUUUGAAGCUGUUGAACGGUGGCUUGUGGAUAGAGCAGUUCUUCCCAUUGAGAAUUCUUUAGGCGGGAGCAUCCAUAGGAAUUAUGACCUUUUGCUCCGGCACAGCCUGCAUAUAGUUGGGGAAGUGAAAUAUGCUGUUCGCCAUUGCUUGCUAGCCAAUAAUGGUGUAAAAGUUGAAGAUUUGAAAAGGGUCCUAAGUCAUCCACAGGCUCUUGCUCAAUGCGAGCAUACAUUAACAAGCUUGGGAUUGGUCAGAGAAGCUGUAGAUGAUACCGCUGGUGCAGCUAAGCAUGUUGCACUUCACAAACUAAAGGAUACAGGAGCUGUUGCUAGUUCUGCUGCUGCGAAGAUCUAUGGCUUGGAUAUUUUAGCUGAAGAUAUUCAGGAUGAUUGCGAUAAUGUUACUCGCUUUCUGAUGCUGGCAAGGGAACCCAUAAUUCCAGGCACUGACAGACCAUUCAAGACGAGUAUUGUUUUCUCCCUGGAGGAGGGCCCUGGGAUGCUUUUCAAAGCACUUGCUGUUUUUGCUUUGCGGCAAAUUAACCUUUCUAAGAUUGAGAGUCGACCACUGCGGAAACAGCUACUGAGAGCAUCUGAUGAUAAUAACAAUGGACUUCCAAAAUACUUUGACUAUCUUUUCUAUGUGGAUUUUGAAGCAUCUAUGGCUGAUCAGAAAGCACAGAAUGCCCUCAAGCACCUGAUGGAGUUCGCUACCUUCUUGCGGGUUUUAGGGAGUUAUCCUGUGGACACUAGCAUGAUAUGAAUGAGCAUUUAACAUGCGGUCCAGGCUCAUAGCCUCUCGGCUUGGAUUUCAUUUUGAAUGGACACCAGGAAAUGUGAUUGAAUCCCCGCGGCUUGAAUUUUAUUUUGAUUGGAGAGAAAGGAUUGGUGAUCUAUCUCCAUUUACAAGUCUCCUUAGAACCGCUCACAUAUUUUGUGGUAAUCUCCAUUCGCAAUUUUGUGGCUUCCUUUUCUAUAUUGCUCAUGUAAUUAUGAAGAUCCGGAAUGUACUUUUGUUUUGGUUCCAUUUUUUUAUAAUUUAUUUGAUAUUUGAUAUAAAUGUGAUUACGUUAAGAAAAACUUAAUAAACUAUUCAUUGUUGGUAUUAGUAUAUGUUAUACUUACUGUUAAAUUUAUCUAUAUCUUAUUAUUAACA